Molecule: messenger RNA, 1056 nt
Organism: Auxenochlorella protothecoides
Lineage: Eukaryota; Viridiplantae; Chlorophyta; Trebouxiophyceae; Chlorellales; Chlorellaceae
Product: Cytochrome c peroxidase, mitochondrial
Exons: 4
Coding region: 1-1056 (351 amino acids)
Biological process (GO): cellular response to oxidative stress; response to reactive oxygen species; hydrogen peroxide catabolic process
Molecular function (GO): peroxidase activity; heme binding
Source: RefSeq, a predicted model, not a curated record
AUGCUGAGGGCUCUGGCUUCUCGCGGCCGCCAGCUGAAGCAGCUGCGGUCCCUGGCGGUCCGUGGCUACGCCACCGAGGCUGGGAAGACCGGCAAGAGUAGCCUGCCCCUGAUCCUGGGCCUGGCUGGCCUGGGAGGCGGUGGUUACUACGCCAAGCAGAGCGGUUUGCUGGAUGGCCUGCUGGGUUCGUCCGCCAUCCCGGCGACCCCCUCCAAGGACUUCAAGCCCGACUACCAGGCGGUGCGCGCCGCCAUCGAGGACGUGCUGGAGUCCAACGAUGAGUACGACGACGGCAGCUACGGCCCCGUGCUGGUGCGCCUGGCCUGGCACACCAGCGGCACCUACGACAAGAACGACAACACGGGCGGCUCCAACGGCGCCACCAUGCGCUUCGGCCCUGAGUCCGGCUGGGGGGCCAACGCGGGGCUGGGCGACGCGCGCGACAUCCUGGAGCCCAUCAAGAAGAAGUUCCCCUGGAUCUCCUACUCCGACCUCUGGACCCUGGCCGGCGUGGUGGCCAUCGAGGCCAUGGGCGGGCCCCAGAUCAAGUGGCGCCCGGGGCGCUCCGACAAGGAGGAGAAUGGGUGCGUGCCGCUGCCGGACGGGCGCCUGCCCGACGCGUCGCGCGACAACAAGCACGUGCGCGACGUCUUCUACCGCAUGGGCUUCAACGACCAGGAGAUCGUGGCGCUGAUGGGCGCGCACGCCAUCGGGCGCUGCCACGCCGACCGCUCCGGGUUCGUGGGGCCUUGGACCUUCUCCCCCACCACCUUCUCUAACGGCUACUUCACCGAGCUGAAGGGCAAGUGGCACAAGAAGAAGUGGAACGGACCCAUCCAGUACGAGGACAAGACGGGGGAGCUCAUGAUGCUGCCCACCGACAUGUGGAUGGUCUGGGACAAGAAGUUCAGGCAGUACGUGGACCUGUACGCCAAGGACCAGGACAAGUUCUUCGAGGACUUUGCCGCGGCCUUCAGCAAGCUGCUGGAGCUGGGCGUGCCCUUCGAGAAGCGCGACUUCAACACCUCCCCCUCCAGCCCCAAGCCCAUGGCCUGA